AUGAUUACGAAAUCCACAUCUGAAUGUAUGGUGGUUGUUCAAAAAUCAAAAGCGCAAGAGAACUUAUUCUCUCGUUCCCCAGAAAUAGUGAGACUUAAGAGUGUGAUCAAUGAAACUUAUAAUUCUGGAUGGAGAUCAAAAUUUCUAGUUUUGUUACGUGGUGUCCCAGGCAGCGGAAAAUCUACACUAGCAAGAUUUCUUGUUGAUCAACUUAAUCAAGAUCAUUUCAUAAUUGCUUCAAAUGAUGAUUAUUUCUAUGAUGAAUGUGAACAUAAUUACAAAUAUGAUAAUAGUAAAUUGGAUGAAGCAAUAGCUGCUUGCAAGUUAAAAGUUUGGUCAUCUAUGCACUCUGGACUGUCAACAAUCGUUGUGGAUAAUUGUAAUCUGACACGGUUGGAAAUGGAUCCAUUCUUUUUUGAAGUAACAUGUCAUUGUACACUUUCUAAAACUACUACUACUACUACUACUACUACUACUACUACUACUACUACUACUACUACUACUACUACUACUACUACUACUACUACUACUACUACUACUACUACUACUACUACUACUACUACUACUACUACUACUACUACUACUACUACUACUACUACUACUACUACUACUACUACUACUACUACUACUACUACUACUACUACUACUACUACUACUACUACUACUACUACUACUACUACUACUACUACUACUACUACUACUACUACUACUACUACUACUACUACUACUACUACUACUACUACUACUACUACUACUACUACUACUACUACUACUACUACUACUACUACUACUACUACUACUACUACUACUACUACUACUACUACUACUACUACUACUACUACUACUACUACUACUACUACUACUACUACUACUACUACUACUACUACUACUACUACUACUACUACUACUACUACUACUACUACUACUACUACUACUACUACUACUACUACUACUACUACUACUACUACUACUACUACUACUACUACUACUACUACUACUACUACUACUACUACUACUACUACUACUACUACUACUACUACUACUACUACUACUACUACUACUACUACUACUACUACUACUACUACUACUACUACUACUACUACUACUACUACUACUACUACUACUACUACUACUACUACUACUACUACUACUACUACUACUACUACUACUACUACUACUACUACUACUACUACUACUACUACUACUACUACUACUACUACUACUACUACUACUACUACUACUACUACUACUACUACUACUACUACUACUACUACUACUACUACUACUACUACUACUACUACUACUACUACUACUACUACUACUACUACUACUACUACUACUACUACUACUACUACUACUACUACUACUACUACUACUACUACUACUACUACUACUACUACUACUACUACUACUACUACUACUACUACUACUACUACUACUACUACUACUACUACUACUACUACUACUACUACUACUACUACUACUACUACUACUACUACUACUACUACUACUACUACUACUACUACUACUACUACUACUACUACUACUACUACUACUACUACUACUACUACUACUACUACUACUACUACUACUACUACUACUACUACUACUACUACUACUACUACUACUACUACUACUACUACUACUACUACUACUACUACUACUACUACUACUACUACUACUACUACUACUACUACUACUACUACUACUACUACUACUACUACUACUACUACUACUACUACUACUACUACUACUACUACUACUACUACUACUACUACUACUACUACUACUACUACUACUACUACUACUACUACUACUACUACUACUACUACUACUACUACUACUACUACUACUACUACUACUACUACUACUACUACUACUACUACUACUACUACUACUACUACUACUACUACUACUACUACUACUACUACUACUACUACUACUACUACUACUACUACUACUACUACUACUACUACUACUACUACUACUACUACUACUACUACUACUACUACUACUACUACUACUACUACUACUACUACUACUACUACUACUACUACUACUACUACUACUACUACUACUACUACUACUACUACUACUACUACUACUACUACUACUACUACUACUACUACUACUACUACUACUACUACUACUACUACUACUACUACUACUACUACUACUACUACUACUACUACUACUACUACUACUACUACUACUACUACUACUACUACUACUACUACUACUACUACUACUACUACUACUACUACUACUACUACUACUACUACUACUACUACUACUACUACUACUACUACUACUACUACUACUACUACUACUACUACUACUACUACUACUACUACUACUACUACUACUACUACUACUACUACUACUACUACUACUACUACUACUACUACUACUACUACUACUACUACUACUACUACUACUACUACUACUACUACUACUACUACUACUACUACUACUACUACUACUACUACUACUACUACUACUACUACUACUACUACUACUACUACUACUACUACUACUACUACUACUACUACUACUACUACUACUACUACUACUACUACUACUACUACUACUACUACUACUACUACUACUACUACUACUACUACUACUACUACUACUACUACUACUACUACUACUACUACUACUACUACUACUACUACUACUACUACUACUACUACUACUACUACUACUACUACUACUACUACUACUACUACUACUACUACUACUACUACUACUACUACUACUACUACUACUACUACUACUACUACUACUACUACUACUACUACUACUACUACUACUACUACUACUACUACUACUACUACUACUACUACUACUACUACUACUACUACUACUACUACUACUACUACUACUACUACUACUACUACUACUACUACUACUACUACUACUACUACUACUACUACUACUACUACUACUACUACUACUACUACUACUACUACUACUACUACUACUACUACUACUACUACUACUACUACUACUACUACUACUACUACUACUACUACUACUACUACUACUACUACUACUACUACUACUACUACUACUACUACUACUACUACUACUACUACUACUACUACUACUACUACUACUAUACUACUACUACUACUACUACUACUACUACUACUACUACUACUACUACUACUACUACUACUACUACUACUACUACUACUACUACUACUACUACUACUACUACUACUACUACUACUACUACUACUACUACUACUACUACUACUACUACUACUACUACUACUACUACUACUACUACUACUACUACUACUACUACUACUACUACUACUACUACUACUACUACUACUACUACUACUACUACUACUACUACUACUACUACUACUACUACUACUACUACUACUACUACUACUACUACUACUACUACUACUACUACUACUACUACUACUACUACUACUACUACUACUACUACUACUACUACUACUACUACUACUACUACUACUACUACUACUACUACUACUACUACUACUACUACUACUACUACUACUACUACUACUACUACUACUACUAUACUACUACUACUACUACUACUACUACUACUACUACUACUACUACUACUACUACUACUACUACUACUACUACUACUACUACUACUACUACUACUACUACUACUACUACUACUACUACUACUACUACUACUACUACUACUACUACUACUACUACUACUACUACUACUACUACUACUACUACUACUACUACUAA
Molecule: messenger RNA, 3759 nt
Organism: Schistosoma turkestanicum
Lineage: Eukaryota; Metazoa; Platyhelminthes; Trematoda; Strigeidida; Schistosomatidae
Source: the annotation of a GenBank genome assembly